Molecule: messenger RNA, 1636 nt
Organism: Cotesia congregata
Lineage: Eukaryota; Metazoa; Arthropoda; Insecta; Hymenoptera; Braconidae
Source: the annotation of a GenBank genome assembly
AUGCUCGUAAGCUCGUAUAUACAUCUUCGUUUAACACCGCGAGAAAGUGCUACUACUUAUACUGUAAAAUUGCUAUUUUUAAAUGUAUAUGAUAUAAAUGUAAAAGAAAUCAAAAUGGUCCGGUAUCUAUUCUACAUGGGUUAUAUUGGUACACGUUACAGAGGAGCGGCAAAACAAAUAGGUUGUGAAAGAUUAAUCGACGUAGAUUCAGUUCAAGGUGCAAUUGAAGCAGCAUUAUCCACUACCUUAAAACCUAGAAGUAGAUGUUAUCCUAAGGUACAAAUUUCAAGCAGAACAGAUGCUGGUGUUCAUGCACUUUUUAAUACUGCUCAAGUGGAUUUGGAGCAUCCAACAGAUCCGUUUUAUGAUACAGAAACGAUCAUCCGAAGACUUAACGCAUGGUUUUCCCGGUGUGGUCAUGAGAUAAGAAUAACAACAAUUUAUCCUAUUACAGACGAUUUUGAUCCUCGUAGAAAUGCUAAAUCACGAAGUUAUUUCUAUCGUUUAAUGGUUGCAAAAAAUUUCCAUGAGCAUAAAGUACCAAUUUCUGAAUUACAACGUGCUUGGCAUAUUAGAGGUGAAAAUAUUGAUAUCGACGCAUUAAGAAAUGCAACAAGACUUUUUAUGGGAACGAAAAAUUUUGAAACAUUUGCUGGUAAAAACCGUACAAAUAGAGAAAUAAGAUACGUAAGGAGUUUAAAUAGUUUAACUAUUGAUUCAGCAGCUCCUUUUAUGCCAUUUGAUCCUUUGUCAGAUCGUUUCCAUUUUUGGCAUAUAAAUAUUAGUGCACGUGCAUUUCUCUACAACCAAGUGAGAAAAAUAGUUGGAGCUCUGGUGGGUAUUGCUUCCGGUAUUAUUAAUGAACGGGAUAUUUUAACAAUGUUACACGUUCCAUCAAAUCUAAAUUGGGAUCCAAGAAUUCAAAUGGCACCACCUCAAGGAUUGUUUCUUAAGAAUAUUGAAUAUGAUCAAGAAGAAUUAGCCAACUGUAUUUUAAAAACUCAAGAUGCCCCACGACCAAGACUUUUUAAAUUAUAAGAUGGAUUUUUCGAGUCUUAUUAAAAAUCGUAAGAAAGUAUUGAAACCGACAAAAACAAUUGUAACAAACACAUCAGGUGAAAAAUUUGAAAUUUCAAGUGGUAUUGUUCGUGAUUUAGGAAUCAAAGUUUCGCCAUUUAUUAUUGAUGAUAAACCAAAUCUCAAUAUAGAUAUGAUAAUUCCUGGUUUAUUUCUCAGCUCGCAAGAUCCAGUUAUCGACCUAGAUAUUUUAAAUUCUCAUAAAAUAAAACAUGUUUUAAGUUUGGGAAUUGAUCCUGACAUUAAAUUUCACGGGAUAAACUAUUAUUACGUUAAUAUUCUUGACUUACCUGAAUUUGAUUUGCUUGAAGUGUUAAACAACUGUAUAGAAAUAAUUCAUAAAAAUAUAAAUGAAAAUAUUUUAGUACACUGUAAUGCUGGUGUAUCAAGAUCACCGACAAUUAUAAUUGGAUACUUAAUGGCCUUAAAAAAAAUAUCCUAUAGCCAGUCUUAUGAAAUUGUUAAAAACAAACGCUACAUUCGUCCAAAUGAUGGUUUUGUUAAUAAAUUAAUGAAUCUUCAACAUCAAGAUCUACCUCAGGUUGACAAAAUUAACUAA